This is a messenger RNA of Polyodon spathula (Mississippi paddlefish), 708 nucleotides long. It is a transcript of the gene znf511, whose product is annotated as zinc finger protein 511. Bases 1 to 708 code for a protein of 235 amino acids. NCBI's taxonomy places the organism in Eukaryota, Metazoa, Chordata, Actinopteri, Acipenseriformes, Polyodontidae. The record is from RefSeq and is a predicted model, not a curated record. The transcript has 6 exons.
AUGUUGCAGUCUGAAUGUGUUCGAUUUUUAACAGAGGCUGAUGCGGACAUCCAGUCGUUCCCAGAUGGGGAUAUCCAAAGACAUCUAUACUUGCAAGAUGUUAUAACAAGUGUUGCAGAUGAUACUGAGAAAGCAAAGGUCUCUGAGUUCAGAUGCCAUAUAGCAGGCUGUAGCCAGCUCUCUGACACACUGGAAAGGUAUGAGCAUCAUUACAAUACAUUUCACCACAAUGUCUGCUCCUACUGCAAGCUCUGCUUCCCCUCUGGCCAUCUUCUGGACAUUCACAUACUGGAGUGGCAUGAUCCCCUGUUCCAGAUCCUGGCAGAGAAGCAGAACAUGUAUCAGUGCAUGGUAGAAUGCUGUUAUGUGAAAUUUAAGACCAGUAUUGAUCGAAAACAUCAUUUAAUAAAAAUUCACAGUUAUCCUCCAUAUUUUAGAUUUGAUAAGCCCAAGAAAAGCAAAAGCCAAGAUAAGACUCCACAUGGAAGAGAUGGGACAGUGGAGGUCUCUGAAGCAGUCCAACCAUGUCCUGAUGACACAGGAAGUAUGGAGUCCAUGGAGGUCUGUCACCCUGAAAAAGCAGAGCUGGCAGUGAAUGAAGACAGCUCUGGUCAUGUAGAGCAGGGUACCAGCCACAAUCUGUUUUGGCUCAGUAUGACGAUUCAGGGGCAUGAGGAAAAAGAAAUGACUUCUACUGAAGAAAAUUAA